Molecule: messenger RNA, 8672 nt
Organism: Triplophysa rosa
Lineage: Eukaryota; Metazoa; Chordata; Actinopteri; Cypriniformes; Nemacheilidae
Product: testis-expressed protein 2-like
Exons: 5
Coding region: 1478-2116 (212 amino acids)
Cellular component (GO): endoplasmic reticulum
Molecular function (GO): lipid binding
Source: RefSeq, a predicted model, not a curated record
UUUCUAAACCUGCAUACUCCAUAAUGUAAAAAGUCUCUCCUUAGUUUCUUAUAACUUGUAUAUCUUAACUAGUGCUUCUGCAUAUUUCUAUGAUGAUUUCUUCAUCAUUUAACAAAUAUUUUAAGAAUAGUAGUAGAAUAUGAAUAUGUUAGAGCAGCAAAAACUAGUCUGACAAAACAUAACAUGUUGCUAAUAGCAGCCUGGCACUCGACAGUAGAAGUUGAUUCGUGCUGUACUGCCCUUUCAGGUUGUUUUUCACGGGAGAGAGGGUUUUGAUUACCUCCACAUGACCGACAACGCACAACAAUGUUCUUGCCUUUGACAGAAAUAAACUAAAAAUAAUGAUUGUAUUUCCAGCUACAGAACGCAUACGUUUCUCUCUCCAUGCUGAGUUUGUUUUCGCUGGUAGUACCAAAGAUUGUCUUGUGAUAGGGAGAUGUAUGGGUCUGUAAUACUUACAAUUGGAGCAUAAAGUCUAACAUCGAUCACGAGAGGCACCUCAGCCAAUCAUAUUCGGUGUCUAGUCUCCUUGCCUGUGUUCCGUGCGGCGAUAGCAUUGGUCGUUAAAAGUUUUUAGCUUAAGGUGGCAGGCUUUCCAUGGAGUGGCUUUGGUAGUACUUUACGCGCAGGCGCGUUUCAGUUUGAUGACGUUGCGGGUGCGACAGGCAGGCAUCCAGACUUUGAAAAAGCUAUUUCGCGUUUUACAAUUUAAAUGAUAAAACAAUACUACGGCAACGAUGUAACGCAGCUGUAACGUACAGUUACCUGGGCUUGGAACUAUAAUCUAAUUACUAUUUUAGGAAUUAUAACACGUUAAAUUACUCCGUUACCAAAAAAGUAAUCAAACUAGUAACGCGUUACUGCCCAACACUGGUCCUGACCCAUGUUGACUAACGCCUAUGGAGUUAAGAGUGUCUUCCUAAGCCAUUCCUAAGGCAUCUGUAUCGUUAUCUACAUGGAUGUUAAAGUCACCAAUGACAAGGACUCUAUCUGCGGCCAGUACUAGUUCUGAUAAGAACCAACCAAAUUCUUUAAUAAAAUCUGUGUGAUGCCCUGGAGGCCUAUAUACAAUAGCUAGAAUAAAUUUAAAAAAUGUUUUAUCCUUAGUAUUAGGUGUUGAAACAUACCAUGAAACAUGAAAAGUACCAUGACUAUAUAGUAUAUUUCAUCAUUGAGGAUUUCUUUAAAAAAGACUAAAAAUCUCAUCUCGUUCUUGUGAACUCAGUCUCGUGUCUCGUCUCGUGGGAUAAGUGUAUCGUCACACCCAUAACAAUUACCCUUUGGCUAGUUUUUUCUUGUUUUACGCGUUUUAGUACAUUUCUAAUUUUGCAUGAAUUCUACAGUAUUUAUCUUUGGAAGAUUUUUAUAACUAGAAAUUAAGACAAAAUUGUAUUCAUUUUAAAGACAGUAUUUAACAGUUUAAACCCCUUUAGGCCUUUGGUUUGACUUGGAGAUCUUCUACAAUGGUUCGUUUCUUAUGAGCCUUGAAACAAAGAUGAACCUGACUAGGCUUGGAAAGGAAGGAGAAGGUUUUGGAGAACAGGGAAAAGAAGGACCACGCACUGACUUCCUGGCCGAUAGUGAUGAGGAAUCAUCCAGUGCUGGAUCAUCUGAUGAAGAAGACGCUGCAGAAGUGCCUGAAAUUCCAGGAGUGGAGGGUUAUGUUUGGGGACACCGACCCAGCAAAAUCAUGCGCUUUGUGGACAAGAUCGCAAAGUCCAAGUAUUUUCAGAAAGCCACAGAGACUGAGUUUAUCAAAAAGAAGAUGGAGGAGGUGUCCAACACACCACUGCUCCUCACUGUGGAGGUGCAGGAGUGCCGAGGGACUCUCGCUGUCAAUAUUCCACCUCCUCCAACAGACAGGAUAUGGUAUGGCUUUAGAAGACCUCCUCACCUGGAACUAAAAGCUCGACCUAAACUGGGAGAGAGAGAAGUCACUUUCGCUCAUGUGACAGACUGGAUAGAGAAAAAACUAGAUCAGGAGUUUCAGAAAAUCUUUGUAAUGCCAAACAUGGAUGACAUCUGGCUGCCUAACAUGCACUCUGCCAUGGACACACGAUCCAGUGCCAAGGACAAGGAAUCCUUGGAACCUGAGGAAUCCCUUGAAGACAUGUGAAGACGUUUCUAUAAAUCAAAACAUAAAUAAUGAAGUCCCAAAAGAACAAGACCAUACCUGAGCUUACAAUUACAUAUCGCUCCGUGAGCAGAGCUGUGAAAAAUCUGAACCCAUAACAAAAAGAAAGGAAAUGUUUUCUGCUUGCUUCUGAUUUGUGUAGGACAUAGGUGACAACAGAAUAGAAUGUCCACAUGCAUUUUCACAUGGAUCCAUUGAUCAAAAUGAACCCAUUGAUCAGAUUCAAAAAGGACAAAGAGGUUUUGGUCAAGUAUGAAAUUAUCCUACAAAUCGCAAGCGUUCAGGAGAUGUAAGAUACAGUAGAACAAUAAAGAGGCAGCACAGGACCUGGAAGGCCUAAUAUGUCAGUGUGAAGCAAUGUGCCUGGGAGUAAAAUCUUCUAAGCAUAAUAGCCUGGUCCACAGACAUGAUUUACAAACCCAGUGGACUUUUGGUAUGACAGAGUGCUUUCAGGGUACUGUAUCGGAUGAAGUGUAUCCUUGUGAUGUACAGUUAGCUACAACCACAGCUUAUGCGACAGAAACCACAAGCCAAAAGGGUGCAUUUCUGAGAUUUGCACCUGUUUACAAUUUCAUGAUAAUGAUUGUCAUGCUUAGAGACACUAGGCCUACUUGUACCAUCAAUAUCCUUCCAUUCCACACUGCCUGAGCCCUCUGUGUGGCCUUUGAUUAUGCAAUGAGAUCAAUUUCACUGUGUUUAAGAGGGACACCAGCCAAUAACCCCUCACCCUGAGCGAUCCCCACACAAGCAGCCUACUCAAGAUGAUAGGGUUCAAAGAGCUUUUAAUAUAAGACAUCUCUAGUAGUUAAUCACUGUCCCUCUGCAAUGGGCUGGAUCAAAAGAGGUGACUCAUAACCUGAAAUACUGAAUGCUGAAAGGGCCCAGGCUACAUUAAAUACGGGCUCACUAGGAACAAAGGUUUGUGCUUUGAGCUAUAAAUUACAGGCUGUGAGAACAUGAGACAUUUGAAAUUCGAGAUAUUCACCCCUUCAUUUUUUCUUCAUGUUGCUGCCUUACGUUAAUAUAAUUCAGGUAACUUUUUUUCACACCAAUCUACGCUACAUACACUAUAAUGAUUAAGCAAAAAAAAUAUUUUUUGACAACUUUUAAUUUUUUUUAAAGAAAUAAAUAAAAUAAGUACAUUGCAAAAGUAUUACCCUUAUUCAUACCCUUAACUCAGUUCUUGGUUAAAAUACCUUUACAGCAUGAAGUCUUUUUGGGUAUGAUGUGACAAGCUUUACACAUCUGCAUUUGGCAAUUUUCUGCCAUUCUGAGGAGUCAGAUCAUCUUAAACUCAUCUUAAAGCCAGAUUGGUUGGGGACCAUCAGUAAACAGACAUUUUCAGGUUUCUACAGAGAUGUUCAGUUGGGUUCAAGCUCAAGAACUGGCUGGAACCCUCAAGCAAAACAGUAGACAGACUUAAACCACUUUUGCAUUGUUUUAGCUGUGUGCUUAAGAUCAUUGUCCUGUUGAAGAAGGAACCUUCUGCCCAGUCAUUGUCCUGUUGAAGAAGAAAACUUCUGCCCAGUCAGAGGUUCUGAAUGCUCUGGACUAGGUUUUUCACGAGUUCGCCUAUGCAGAUAAUAAUGCAGGUUAAAAGGUAUACAUAUUUGGCGUGCUGUCCGGCAGUUUCUUCCGAACUUGGAGUACUCUCCCUCAGUCCGGGGAGAGGGCUCCGGGCCCGGUAUUAGCCCGAAGCCAGAGCGCUCCCCCCAUUGUCCUGCGGGAGAAUACAGGUAAGACAGCUUUCCUGUGGCUCAGUGGUUAGAGCAUGGCACUAGCAACGCCAAGGUCAUGGGUUCGAUCCCAGGGAUUGCAGAUACUCAGAAACAAAUGUGUAAUAUAAUGUAAUGUAAGUCGCUAGAGUCUGCCAAAUGCAUAAAUGUAAUGUAUGUAAAUGUCUAUUUGCAGUGGUUCUCUCUUGAGCUGAGAUUGCUGAUAGCGAACAGCCGGCUGGAUUAUCUGCUCGUGCUCAUCCUGAACUUUGUUGAUUACAUAUCAUUCAUUAAGGGAAUCUCUGCAUUUCAUGCCGUUGAGCCUUUCUUCUAUCCUGAGAAGUUCCCCUGUCCCUGCUGCUGAUAAACACAUACAAAGCAUGAUGCUUUUAAAACCACACUUUAUUGUGUGGGAUAGUAUUGUGCAGGCGAUGAGCAGCGCUUGUUUUCCUGAAGGCAUGAUGCUUGAAACUAAGAUUCAUCAGACCAAAGAAUAUUGUUUCUGACAUUUUUAAAGAUUCUUUUAAGUGUUUUUUGUUUUUGAAAAUUUCAAAUUUUCAUGUGUCUCACUGAGGAGAGGCUUGAGUUUGGCCACUCUGUCAUAAAGCUCUUUUUGCUCUAUGUUUCUGAUAUGAUUCCUUGCCACCAUUUUACUCACUCGGAGACUGCUGCUUUUGCUUAAUCCAUAGAUAUAAACGAUUUACGUUUAACAAUUUAGAUGUGCAUUAACACCUUAGCUUUAACAAAUACAUUCUUUCUCCACGUUUUGGUAUUAUGCCAAAUUGUUCUGGUAUAUUGUAAUUUUAGGUUUCCAGCCCCGAUAACAAUAUUUAAAAUAAUAUACUUCAAUUAAAUAAUUGAGAGUUUCUGACAAUACAACACUUAAAUACAACAUUUAUUUCAGUUAAGUUUCAUCAGUGUAUAUUGCAUAAAGGAAAAACUUGCAUUAAUACGAUGUAUCUUAAAACCAUAUACUGGGUCUCAUUCACCAAUAAUUGCGUAGAUUUUUCGUAUUUAUAUGCACAUUUGAACUUCUCGCGAAAACUUUCCGCCUAAUUCACAACACGUGCGUACGCACAUGAAUUUGUUCUUCGUCCUAGGGAAUUUGUAUUCUAAAUGAGCGGCCAUGUGCACGAGUAUAGUCAUUUGCAUAAGACACACCCAGUCCAUCUCCAUAUUAGAGCUUUCCACCUAACCUUUUCUCUAUCACCUGUCAUCACUUACGUCAAAGGCUGCGUCCGAAAGCUUAAGUAGCUGACUUGUUGCCUCACUGCCUCAUGAGGCAAUGACUUCGGGGACAGCGAUGGGCAUGAAGGCAGCUCCGAGAAAGACAUUCGGACAGCCUUCAGAGGCAGCAUAACAGAAUUAUGUUUGAAGUAUAAACAGAGGGCGCCUUUGUGAUAACUAAUCGAAUAUGUUAAAACUACAAUACUAAUAUCUCGCUAUAAAGAAUAGAAAAAUAACUUUAUUUACACAAAAACUGUGCUCCAGCCGCUUUUUUGGCCGCAAUUUUAUUUUUUCGAACUUGACCCUGCUCAACCAAUCACAUUGCCCGCACGAGCACACGCAUAGAAUUGUGGGACAGUGAAGGCAGCGAAGGAUACAUUCAUGCUGCCUUCAAAAACCGUCCUGAUGGAGGUAUCUCAAGAGACAGGAAGUAAAGAAAACAUUGUAUUCGGAAGUGCCGUGAUGCCUUCCUUCCUUGAAAUGCUGCCUCCGAAGGCAGCAUUUUUGAGCUUUCGGAUGCAAGCAAAGAGACUGGUGAUUUUUGCGUACGUGUGCUUUCAGCAGUUCCUAACUUUUUCUUAUAUUUAGAAUAUAUUUUAGAAUUUUAGUAUACAAACGUUUUAGUGAAUCAUGAUUUGUUCGUAAAAAUGUACGUACGCAGGUUUACCGCACAAAUUUGUGCGUACGCUUUUUUCCCUCAAGUAUUAUUAUUAUCAUUAAAUGUUUAAAUUAUAUUGUAUGUAAAGCUGCUUUGCAAAAUUGAAAAUUGUGAAGCGCUAUAUAAAUAACUGAAUUGAAUAUGCAUUUUCAGCUAUUAGACCUUUUAUUAAGAUGUGUGUCCCUUUCCAAAUCAUACUCCAUAAUACUUAUAUAAAUGUAUAACUUAUAUGUAUAUAAAUACAUACUUCCAUAAAUCCCCUGGGCCAGACAAUAUUGGAGGACGUUUAAUUAAGAUUUGCGCUGAGCAAUUGGCCCCAGUGUUUUGUAAUAGUCCCUAAAUUGUGGAAACAGGCUACUGUGGUGCCUGUGCCAAAAACUGUAAAUGUUGCAACAAUAAAUGAUUUUAGGCCAAUAACAUUAACAUCUCUUAUAAUGAAAUGCUUUGAAAAAAUAGUUAAAGAAGUGUUAUUGGCUAAAACCAAAAAUGUAUUGGAUCUACAGUUCACUUAGAGAACGAAGCGAGGUGGCGAGGAUGCAACAGCAACUUUAUUAAAUUUGGUGUUAAAGGGAUAUUUCACUACCAAAUCAAAAUUUCCCCAUGUUUUACUCACCCUCAAGGUAUCCUAACUGAAUAUAAUUUUGCUUCCAAGCGGUAGAAUAGGAGUGAGUGGGUGUUGAUUUUUUGAUGGAAAAUGACGGUGACGAAAUCUCCCGCCAGAUUAGAUGCAUCCUAUUGGCGGAAAACGAAAAAUGCAGCGUUCGCCACCGGAACUUCUGGAACCAGAAGUCAUCUGCCGGAAGAACAAGCCUCUGGUUCACGCGCAUUUAGAGAUGACGGAAGCUAGACAUCAACGUUAAUAGCGCAUGGAUAUUUCUCUUAAACAAACGCAUCGAUUCGCUUCAGAAGACCUUUGUUAAGACCACGGAGUCAUGUCAAAGCAGUUCUUUGAUCGAUGGGUGCACUUUUUGGAGCUUCAAGAAAUGAACACCCCUUCACUCCCGUUCUUCCGCUUGGAAGCAAAAUGAUACUGUACGUGGUGUAACUCUGCCUGAAUAUUUAUUCCAGAAGAAAACCAUAUUCAGUUAGCAUGCCUUGAGGGUGAGUAAAACAUGGGGAAAUUUUGAUUUGGUAUUGAAAAAUAUCCCUUUAAAGUAUCUGGAAGGGAGCAAAACACAUGUUAAUCUUUUGUUUGCAGAUUUUUCAUCUGCUUUUAAUUAUUUACAACCUUAUAUUCUAGCAGAUAAAUUAAUUUCUAAUUUUGGUCUUGAUUUUAACUUAGUAGGCUUGGUUUUAGACUUCUUAACCGAAAGAACUCAAAGAGUGAGAGUCAAUGGUAGUUUCUCACCCCCAUUGACAACAUCCACAGGAACUCCUCAAGGUUGUGUUUUGUCUCCUUUAUUAUAUAUCUUAUAUACAAAUGACUGUGUAAGAAAUUAUAAAAGUAGGUAUUUUUUAAAGUUUGCUGAAGAUCAUUUAAUAUAGGACAUUGAUGGAAUUGUUCCAUAAGUCGUAUAUUGAGCCGGUAGUGUCCUUUUCUAUUAGCUGUUGGUUUGGUGAUCUCAGUGUGAAACAUAAAAAUGAUUGACAUAGAAUAGUUACUUUUAGUGGGUAAAUUAUAGGCAAAGAACAAAGAAGUCUGUCAUUCUUGUUUAACAGAAAUGUUUUGAGUAGGGCACAGUUCUUUAUUCUGGACAGUGAACAUUUUCUGUAUUCAGAGUUCUUUAUGCUCCCUUCAGGCUCAUGUUAUAGACUGCCAAAGAUGAGAAGUAAUCGAUUACAAAUAGUCAAUCCGGUUGCUAAAUGGUGGACAUUUUUUGAGUAAUUUAUUAUUUUAUCCAUAUAUGUUUUGUAUUGUGUGUUAUGGGAAUGCAUUGUGAGAGUCUGUUGUAAUUUUUCUGCUUUCCGUUGCAUCCAAAUUGCCCGCAAGGGAUCUUAAUAAAGCUUGAACUUGAAUACUCAGUCAGUUGAAUUUGCCACAGGUUAACGCCACUAAAACAUCAACAAGCAGAAUGCUUCUGAGCAAAGGGGCCCGGGGGUGAUACUUAUGCAAUGUAAUUAUUUCAGUUGUCACAAUUUUGUUUUUUUGCUUUGUCCUUAGGUUGUAUGGAGUGUAUAUUAAUGUAAAAACAUAUAAUUUAUAGUAGUUUAACAAAAGGCAUAAACAACAAAAUAUGGAAAAAUGAAGUGGGUGAAUACUUUUUAUAGGCACUGUAACUUCCCAUUCAACCUGAAUUUUGGUUGUGUUAGGUUACUACUUGACUGUCCAAAUGUAAAACCUGCCGGGAACCACUGCUCUGGAUGUUAUAUUGUUCUUGAGAUUAGGGCUGUCACAAUUAUUAAAUAAUCAUCUCAUCACAAUUAAUUGACGCCAUCACAAUUAUUUCAGAUAACCGCAAUUAUUGUGAAUCCUUUGAAAACAAGGGUGGUCUGCAGUAUCUGCUGCAUUUUACAUCCACCGUCUUUGAUCUGCACUCACUGACAUUUCUCCAUCAUUUGAGUUGUAUUUUUUUUUGUUGUUGUUGAUUUGUUUUGUUUCCAGACUUGCUGCAUCUACACAGCAAGACCCUCGUAUCUAGAUUUAGUGCUCAAGACUCAAGUCUUCUCUGUUAAGGUCACUCUACAGUAAAUACUAUUAAUUAUUUAAAAAAAACAUUUCUUAGGUUUAUAUUUCCUUCUUUGAAUAAAUUAAUUGUCAUUAAUAGUUAUAUUGUCAAAGCUUUAAAACAGAAAUUAACUGCCAAAUUUCAUUAUCGUGACAGCCCUACUUCAGAUCAAGUGCUUAUCUAUUCUUUUUCCAAAUACAGUGAACUCAUAUGUUGUGAACAUGUGAUGCUUGAUGAAUGUACAAAUCAUUGCUUGUCAGCUUUUUCCAUUUAUUCUUUUAUCAAGUGUUAACAUCUGUAUUAAACUGUCAGGUUAGAUUUUACUUACUACA